Messenger RNA from Pararge aegeria (speckled wood butterfly), 399 nucleotides. RefSeq lists its product as uncharacterized. The record is from RefSeq and is a predicted model, not a curated record. The coding region runs from base 1 to 321 and encodes 106 amino acids. The transcript has 4 exons. NCBI's taxonomy places the organism in Eukaryota, Metazoa, Arthropoda, Insecta, Lepidoptera, Nymphalidae.
AUGAGGAGUAUAUUUUUGAUUAGUGCCAUUUUACUGCACGUGUCGUGGUGUUAUGCACUGCCAGAACCGUCGUGGUUUCCAGGCUAUUUCAACUACUUUCCAGGCUUCAUAAAUAGAUAUAAACUAGAGGAAGAGACCACGGAUAAGAUAAGCGGACUUAAUGACGCCGUGGAUAGUAAACCUGGUGUACCCAAUGCACCUGGGCAGUACUUCAGCAGCGUCUCCCACACUUCCGUUGUUACUGGCACUAAUGGCGUAGUUCAUAAAGAUGGGGAAACUAUUAUUAACAAUAAUGGAAAAAUCACCAAGUUCAAGUAUUAAGAGCGUUACGUGUAGAUCUAGCAUGCGCACCACUAGAAAAUUAUGUCUACCUACUUUAAUUAUGUCCACAAAAAAACG